AUGCGCCCACUAUCAGGUUUAUCGGCGCUGCUGACGGCGCUGGCACUCCCAGCUGCCGCUGUCGCAGAACUUUCACAGCGGGAUCUCCAGCCUUUGCCACUAUCCGUCCGAGACCAGUACAUCGUCGACGCGAAGAAUGCGACUGUUGCCAUGGUCGGCGUCAACUGGGCGGGCCACGAACGCACCAUGAUUCCGGAGGGCCUGCAGUAUCAAUCCGUCGAGCACAUCGUCAAGAAGAUUGCUGAAACUGGCUUCAACUCUGUCCGCUUGACUUUUGCCAGUGAGAUGGUGGACGACAUUGUCGAAGGAGGAGGAGACGCCAAUCUGAAGGCAACUUUGCAGAAUGCCCUCGGUCCGGAAAAUGGCACUGCCGUAAUGAAGCAGAUCAUCAAGAAUAACCCUGCUUUUAACGAAAGCACGAAGCGGCUCGAAAUCUGGGACGCCGUUGCCGCUGAGCUUGGCCGCCAGAAGAUCUACCUCCACCUAGAUAACCAUGUAUCCAAGGCAGGAUGGUGCUGCACCCCCUAUGACGGAAACGGUUGGUUCGGCGACACAAACUUUAACACAUCCAACUGGGUUCGAAGUCUGUCGUUCAUGGCGGAGCACGGCAAAGCCGCCAACUGGUCUUCGUUCUCCAGCAUGGGCCUCCGCAACGAACUGCGUGAUCCCUUUUCCGCAGCUCCUCCCCCGAGUCUGGAGAACACGACGUGGGUGACAUGGAAGACGCGCAUGGUCCAAGGCGCCAACGCGAUCCACAACGCCAAUCCCGACGUCUUGAUCUUCUUCGGCGGCCGCAUCUUUGACUUUGACAUCUCCGCGCCGGUCCAAGGCAAGUUCGGAAGCGAACCCGGCUUCAACUUCUCCAUCGCCGAGUUCCCGUUCAAGAAUAAGUUCGUCUUCGAGCAGCACCAGUACGACCAGGGGCUCGUCGACGACAGUUGCAAUAACUACAGAGAUAUCCUCACGGCGUUCGGGUCCAACGUCAUGACCAUCAGUGACAACGGGACCAACCGCGCGCCGUUAGUCAUGUCGGAAUGGGGCCAUGACCAAACUGACGAGAGUGGCAUGUACAAGAACAAGUUUCGCAGAUGCCUGAUGGACUUCAUGGUCGAAAAGCAGAUCAGCUGGAUGGUUUGGGUCUUGGGUGGAAGCUACUACACGCGCGAAGGCGUGCAAGACAAGGACGAGCCUUGGGCUCUGCUAGACCACAACUGGAGUUCAUACCGAGGCAAGGCUUCCAUCGUGCAGCUUCAGCGUGAUAUGGAGAAAACAUACGAGGCCUUCAACCAGAGCAUGCCGGCAGCGGGUAGAAGCCCAGGGAACCAGCCCAAGAGUGCCGCCACUAGCAUCUCACGGAAUUUGCCAGCGUCCGUGGUACUGGGCACUAUUGCUGCCGUGUUUCUUCAUAUGGGAGCUUCUUGA
This is a messenger RNA of Colletotrichum spaethianum, 1422 nucleotides long. RefSeq names its product glycosyl hydrolase 5 family protein. NCBI's taxonomy places the organism in Eukaryota, Fungi, Ascomycota, Sordariomycetes, Glomerellales, Glomerellaceae. Gene Ontology annotation, molecular function: hydrolase activity, hydrolyzing O-glycosyl compounds. The record is from RefSeq and is a predicted model, not a curated record. The transcript has 3 exons. Bases 1 to 1422 code for a protein of 473 amino acids.